AUGGUAAUAUUGCCAUUAAUGUCACAAGUAAAAAGGAACCCUCUGACUCUAACUUCUGGUGGAGUAAAUAAACAAUUCACAGUAAAGGCAGUUCUUGGUGAUGAUGGCGGUACUCCGCUAAUACUACACCCAUGCAUUGAUGGACCAGUUAAUGAAAUAGCAGUAUACUAUGAGAAGGAUCGGACAAACCUAAUUUGUGCGAUAUCCAAUGGCUCUCAUUAUUACUACUGGAAGGGAGAUGACAGAUGCCGGUAUAGGUAUCGUUAUCAUGGAUACAAGAACGACUCUGUAGGGUCUAAAAACGCACAUUUAAUGGUAGUAAAAGCUACACCAGAGGUAUAG
Theileria equi strain WA is the source of this 342-nucleotide messenger RNA. RefSeq lists its product as hypothetical. The record is from RefSeq and is a predicted model, not a curated record. The transcript has a single exon. Bases 1 to 342 code for a protein of 113 amino acids. Lineage: Eukaryota; Apicomplexa; Aconoidasida; Piroplasmida; Theileriidae.